AUGAUUGAACAACUGGAAGAGGCGAUCUACCAUAUCUUUGAUGACAAUAUUGACAUAUAUGAGUUCAUGGGAAUAACUCGUACUGCAACCUCGGCAGAAAUACGAAAAGCUUAUCGUCAACAUGCAUUACUUUACCAUCCAGAUAAACAACGAGGUGAUGAAACCAAAUUCACAAUCUUAUUAAAAUGCUAUGAAAUCUUAACUAAUGAGACCUUGCGGAAGAAAUAUGAUCAGUUGAGUGCCGCUAAACAACAGCGAGAGAUUGAUCGUGAAAAGUUGGCUGAUUUGACUAGACAAUUUCAAGAUGAGCUAUUGGCAAGUGAGGAAAAAGUACGUACCAAUAAGAAAAGAAAAUGGGGACAUAGUAUUGAACAAUUGAAAGAAGAUGGAUUGAUGAGAAGGCGGCUUAUGGAACAAAAAUUAUAUGAAAAGAAGAAUGUAGGAGAAGCAAAACCUGUUUCUAUUGAUGACUUACCUGUUGAUGACCUUAUCCAGAACAAUUUUAGCUCUUUUGAUACAGUUAGAUUAAAGUAUUCAUACCGAGAAAACCUACGUGAUUUGAUAGAUAAACAUGUGAUUGCGGAAAUAAUGGGUAUAUUUGGUGAGAUAGAGUCGGUUUCUAUGCUAAAUCAUGAUGAUAGAUAUGGGUAUGCUUUAAUUCGAUAUAAGCAUGACAAAGAUGCUACUGCUGCGUGUAAUCACAACUAUAAUGAAUCGGCAACAAAAUGGGAUGGAACAAAGGUCAGAAAAUUGGCAAGUUUACUUCGGCAUUGUUCUGUUGAAAAAGUUAAUCAAGACGACUAUACUGACAAUCCUCAAGUCAAUGUUAUUUUAGAGGAUUAUAAAGCAAGACAUGUGAAAUCCGUAUCUGACAAGAAUUGGUAG
Messenger RNA from Spathaspora passalidarum NRRL Y-27907, 885 nucleotides. Its product is annotated as U2-type spliceosomal complex subunit. Gene Ontology annotation, biological process: spliceosomal complex disassembly. Gene Ontology annotation, molecular function: RNA binding. The coding region runs from base 1 to 885 and encodes 294 amino acids. Gene Ontology annotation, cellular component: spliceosomal complex. Lineage: Eukaryota; Fungi; Ascomycota; Pichiomycetes; Serinales; Debaryomycetaceae. The record is from RefSeq and is a predicted model, not a curated record. The transcript has a single exon.